AACAAAUGGCACAUUAUGCUGCUAAAGUCGCCAACGACUGCGGCAGCAGCAACAUUAGCAGCAGUGGCACCGGCAAGGGCAGUGGCAGCGACGCGAACAGCAAUAGCAGCGGCAGCACUUAAAUGCAGCAGCAGGGAAAAUCAUCUGAAAACUGGCGAAUAAAACUCAACGACAGGCAAAAACUAUUAAAUCUCGCUGGAUGCCUGCAGCAAUAGUUAUUGUUAAACAACGGGAGCAGCGCCAGGAACACCAGGAACACCGGGAACACCAGCAACGAGAAAGGAAACAAAUUUGCAAUAUAAAUUUAUGCGAAUUUUUGCGUCGCAGCGGCGCCGACGACGACGACGACGUCGACGUCCAGGCCGAGCGUAACCCAGGCCAAGCUGCGGGCGUCGACGUCGCAGCAAGAGCAGCAGAGGGAGCAACAGCGAGAACAGCAGGAGUAGCCGGGAAGAGAACAACAGAAAGAGCUGAGAUACCCGUAGGAGCAGCAGUGGAAGUGGAAGUGGGAGCGGGAGUGGGAGCGCGAGCACCAGGCACCAAGAGGAGAGCCGCCGCAGCAAGAACAACACGUACAGUUAUUAUAAUAAUGGCGUUAGUUGUUGGCAUAAUGCAGCAACAACUACAACAGGGCCAGCAGGAGCAGGAGCAGGAGCAACAAGAACAGCAACAGAAACAGCUACUCUGGCCAUUCUAUAACGGCCUUCUGUUUGCCGCGGCGGCCACAGCUCCUUACAACAGCUCCUCGGAUGACUUCAGUCUCGGCGGCUCCGUGGAUGGCCCCCCCACCCUGUCCACGUUUCUAUCAGCCCCAUCAUCACUGGCAGCCUCAUCAUCGUCUGCGGCGGAGGCGCCACCACAAACGGAUGCCACGAAUCACACUUUCAAGAGUUUAGCCUUCCUGGCCGGCAUCGGCGGCAUCGGCCCCGUGUCCUUUGGCUCAGAUCUCUUUGCACUCGGGACGGAAACGGAGAUGGACAGGGACCGAGGCAGGGACCGGGACACGGACUUGUACUCGGACCUCUCCCAGUCCCUGCCAAUUUUCGACUUUGGCAUGCCGCGCAACAUCACCGGACGCACUGGCCACACCGAGGCCAUAAUUAAAUGCCGCGUGGACAGUCUCCAUGAUAAAUCGGUAUCCUGGAUACGGAAACGUGAUCUGCAUAUCCUGACUGUCGGCACAGCCACCUACACCUCGGACAAGCGUUUCCAGGUAACCGAAUCGAAGGAUGCCAGGGAGUGGACGCUGCACGUGAAGUCGCCGCAGGCGCGGGACAGCGGCAUCUACGAGUGCCAGGUCAACACGGAGCCCAAAAUGUCCAUGGCAUUCCAGCUGAACAUCAUCGAAAUCUCACCUGACGCCAAGGCCGUUAUCAGUGGGCCACCGGAUCUGCACUUCAAGGCGGGCAGUGCCAUAAUCCUCAAUUGCGUGGUGCAGCAGCCCUCCGUCAAGGACAUUGGUCCGAUAUACUGGUAUCGCGGCGAGCACAUGAUCACCCCAUUCGAUGCAGACGACGGAGAGACUUCCCCGACAUCCCCCAAACAGGAACUGCAGCGACGGAAUGGGCCUGCAGAGAUGGACUCCUCGCCGAAUGAUGUGCUCAGCGAUGUGGACCUGCAGCGGGAGUUCGCCACACGCAUCGCCAUGGAGUCACAGCUGGGCGACACCCUCAAGUCCAGGCUGCGCAUCGCCAAUGCCCAGACGACGGACACCGGCAACUACACGUGUCAGCCCACAACGGCCAGCAGCGCCAGUGUCCUGGUCCAUGUGAUUAAUGAUGAGAACCCCGCUGCGAUGCAGAAGAGCGAGGCAUUUGCUCUGCCCGGACUCGGCCUCCGCCUGGAGCUUUGUUGGAUGUUCCUCUUGGUAUUAGCUCUCAGUCGUUGAAAGCGAAAGUUGUACCCCAGAAGCAUCAUCAUCAUCGUCCUUAUUCUCAUCAUCGUCCUCAUCGUUAACUUUGUUAUUUCAAACAGAAAAAAUACAGAGACAGAGACAGACAGGGAGAGAGAGAGAGAGAGGGCGAGAGAUAGUGUGUAACAAAUGGGAAAACACGAGGAAAAUUAUAUGUGUUUUUUCCCAGUUGCUCUUCGAGAGAUGUUUUUUAGAAAUGCUGGUAAAAGGAAUGGCAAACACGGGCAUGGUCCCGCUUUCCCUUUCAAGCAUAAUGUGUUUCCUUUUUAAUAUUUACAUUUCAUUGUGCAAAAAUGAGACACAGAGCCCCGCAAAAUGCAAUGGAAAAUGCAAAAGGACGGGCCGGCGAGAUGCGAGAGGCGAGAGGACAACCAGAAGGAGGCAGACGCGAACCACAGAAGGACAGAAGGAUGACACUCUCUGUAAAUACCACAAAGAUGCGGCUCAGCCCAGCAUCGUCUCUCUUCUAUCAUACAACAUGUAUAGUGCCGUGUAAAAGUCUCUGUACGCCCACACAUACAUACAUAUAUAUAUAUAUAUAUUAUUCACCUACUCUUAGUGAUAUGAUAACAACGGACACUAAAAUACGCGCGUACUAUUAGGGACCACCUAUUUUGAUACCGUUUUAGUUACCAAUUUGUUUUGCCCCAAAGAACAUAUGUAUAUUUUUCUGCUUUCUUUCUUGCCGAUAAGCCCAGGCUCAAGCUGAAAUCCUUCUUCUUUAAGUUUCCUCAAGUUCAUUUAUAACCCUCUAGAUAGCCAAAAAUGGUUGUCAAACGCAGACUUUCAUCCGCCACUGUGCGUAUGUAAAAGUGUAUUUUAUUUCGUUACUCUGUUCCUCUCCCUCUCCCUCUCUCUGUCUCUACUCUCUUUUCAUUGUCAAUCCUCAUCGAGAAGACAAAGAGGAGCGUACCACGCAUCGACUUGAUAAACAUUUCAUGCUGUCUUAACAGAGAGAGCAAAGCUAACCCAAAGAAAGCCCUAAGAAUAAAAAGAAAAGAAAACCAACACACAGUCUGUGGCACAAGUAUGCAGCCAUACCCACACUACUACUACUACCCGAAAAUUGUAAUAUAUAUAUAAAACAAAGAAAAACUCUCAUCAAGUACUCUGUAAAAAAAAAACAGAGAAAGAAGGAAAGUAAAACUGUCAUCAAAUAACAGAAGAGAAUGAAAGAAAGUAAAACUUAAUUAUAAAAACUAAAUUGUAUGGAAUUUAUUUAUGGGCAAAAUGAAAUUUAGUCACGCGGCGGCCCAUAUUCAAAUGAAUAUGGAAAAUGGCAAUCGAAAAAGCGAACAACGAAAGAGACCUAAAUGGAAUUCGCAAAUGAAAAGCGAAAUCAAUUGCGGCAUGCUUGACUAAAUUUGACGUUGCACAUGGAUUGAGGAUUGUGGAUUGUGGAUUGUGGAUUGUGGAUUGCGGAUUGUGUAUGUGGUGUGUAGCAAAUAUACAUAUUACGAGUUCUCGUACUCGUUCUCGUAUGGGUACUAUGGGUAGGCAUGAAUUUACUACACGUAAGCCAGUAAGCAGAUUUUAGAUAAUUUAUGUGAUGACAAACCAAACGAUAAAUAAAUCAAUGGAAUGAA
Molecule: messenger RNA, 3498 nt
Organism: Drosophila pseudoobscura
Lineage: Eukaryota; Metazoa; Arthropoda; Insecta; Diptera; Drosophilidae
Gene: dpr3
Product: defective proboscis extension response 3
Exons: 7
Coding region: 200-1888 (562 amino acids)
Biological process (GO): synapse organization
Cellular component (GO): neuron projection membrane
Source: RefSeq, a predicted model, not a curated record